AUUAAUAUUUUAUGUGAAUCACGUGACUGUCACAUGAUUUUGAAACCGGAACUUGCCGUAGAGAGAGGCUUUGGACAAUUAAUUUAUGAAAUGCAGAGCAAACACUGACAACUAACUGCAAUACAUAAUAGUCAGCAAAGCUAAAGGUUCACAAUGAGUGAGGAGCACUACUACCUGGAACUUUGUGAAAAUCCUGUGCAAUUUGAAAAUGCCUCAAGCGUCAACAAUGUGUUUUUUGACGAAGCAAACAAACAGGUGUUUGCAGUGCGAUCAGGGGGUGCCACUGGGGUUGUGGUUAAAGGACCAGAGGACAAAAGCUCAGUUGCCUUCAGAAUGGAUGACAAAGGAGAGGUGAAGUGCAUCAAGUUUUCAAUCGGGAAUAAGAUUUUGGCAGUUCAGAGAACACCAAAAUCUGUGGAUUUCAUAAACUUCAUACCGGACUAUCCACAUUUGGAAUUCUCCCAGGAAUGUAAGAUGAAGAAUGCCAGUAUUUUGGGCUUCUGUUGGACUAACUGGAAUGAAAUCGUUUUCAUCACUGACCAGGGAAUUGAGUUCUACCAGGUGCUUCCUGACAAGCGUAGCCUGAAGCUGCUGAAGAGUCAGAGCAUCAAUGUGAACUGGUACAUGUACUGUCCUGAGACUGCAGUCAUUCUACUUUCUACCACCUUCCAGGGCAAUGUGCUGCAGCCGUUUGCCUUCAAAAGUGGGACCAUGUCUAAAAUGUCCAAGUUUGAGAUCGAGCUUCCGGUGGUUCCCAAGCCAGCCAAGCUCAAUCUGUCAGAGAGAGACAUUGCUGUGGCCAACAUUUACGGUCAGCUGUAUGUAAUGUAUCUGAAGCAUCACUCCAGAACUACCGACAGUCCCUGUGCUGAGGUGAUCCUCUAUCAGCUACCCAGGGAGGGAUCCUGUAAGAAGACCAACGUGUUAAAACUCAACACCACAGGGAAGUUUGCCCUCAACGUGGUGGAUAACCUGGUGGUAGUGCAUCAUCAGAGCACUCAGACCUCCAUCAUAUUUGACAUCAAGCUACGGGAGCCCGACUGUGCCCUGAACGUCCACCAGCCUGUGCUGCCUCCUCGCUCCAUACACCCCUACAGGAUUCCCCUCACAGGUCCUUCUGCUGUACCCAGCCAGCCUCCGGUGCCUUGUGAGCUCUACUCCUCAUCUUGGAGCGUCUUUCAACCCGACAUCAUCAUCAGUGCAAGCGAAGGAUAUCAGUGGUAUCUGCAGGUGAAGCUGCCGCCCACCGUCAACCUCCUGCAGGACAAGGGCAAGCUGAUCGACUUCCUCCUGCGCAGACGAGACUGCAAGAUGGUCAUCCUGUCUGUGUGCUCACAAAGUAAGACUGCCUUGUGUAACAGAGGGGAGACUGUGUUCGUCGCUGAAGGAAGCACUCUAAUGAAACAAGUGCUCAACGGGGAAGACAAGGGGAGCUUACCAGUGGUGGCCACAGUGUUCGACAAACUCAACCAAGUCUUCAAAGAGUACCUGGAGGCAGAGCAGACCUACACUGUGGCUAUGGAGUCUGGUCCCAGCCGAGGCAGCGCUGCUCGGGAGAGGCCUGUCCGGACGCAGGCGGUUAUCGACCAGUCCGACAUGUACACACACGUCCUGUCCUCCUUCACAGAGAAAAAGGACGUAUCUCACAAAUUCAUCAUUGCUGUGCUGAUGGAGUACAUCCGCUCACUCAACCAGGUCCAGAUCACUGUGCAGCAUUACCUGUAUGAGCUGGUCAUUAAGACGUUGGUUCAUCACAGUCUCUUCUACAUGCUUCAUCAGUUCCUCCAGUACCACGUCCUCAGUGACUCUAAACCUCUGGCCUGUUUGCUGCUGUCUCUAGAAGGCACUUACCCUGCUGCACACCAGCUCUCCCUGGACAUGUUAAAGAGACUGUCCACGGCCAACGAUGAGAUCGUGGAGGUGCUCCUGUCCAAACAGCAGGUGCUGGGUGCUCUGCGCUUUAUCCGCAGCGUGGGCGGAAACGACAACAUCUCCGCUCGCAAGUUCCUGGAUGCGGCGCUCCAGACGGCCGACCAGAUGCUCUUCUACACCAUAUUCCGGUUCUUUGAGCAGAGGAACCUGCGCCUGAGAGGCAGCCCCAGCUUCAACCCAGGUGAGCACUGUGAGGAACAUGUGGUAUACUUCAAGCAAGUUUUCGGGGAGCAAGCACUCAUGAAGCAAGCAACAGUUUGAGCUGUGACAUUUCAUCUUAUCCCACAGCCCGUCUAACUUAUUGUAAAUGGUUGAAAUCAUGCUAAUAAAGUCAUUUGUACAUACUCUAACAAUCAA
Oncorhynchus tshawytscha (Chinook salmon) is the source of this 2289-nucleotide messenger RNA. RefSeq names its product regulator of MON1-CCZ1 (gene rmc1). Lineage: Eukaryota; Metazoa; Chordata; Actinopteri; Salmoniformes; Salmonidae. Gene Ontology annotation, biological process: regulation of autophagy. The record is from RefSeq and is a predicted model, not a curated record. The transcript is spliced from 20 exons. Gene Ontology annotation, cellular component: lysosomal membrane; Mon1-Ccz1 complex; late endosome membrane. The coding region runs from base 154 to 2193 and encodes 679 amino acids.